UGAGAACAAACGCAUACCCGGCAGGGCCCCAUCAUCGGCACCAAGUUGUCACUCCAAGGCAUGCUGCAAGCCGGAACGCCCGUCAUGGAAGAAGAUACGCGCACCCAGGCCAACAUCCGUAUGCGCCACAUUCUUCAGCACUGCGAGGCUGCAAUCCAGCAGCCGCAGCAGGGCUACAACCAUCCCGCCCUGGUCCGGCUCACCCACGACUAUGCGCGAUCGGAUGAUUCCAAACGCCUUUUUUUGUCGAGCUUUUUCGGACAUCUGGAUCUUCCUCUCGCGGGCGGCAUCGAUCCGGACAUCGAUUUCAGCGACCCGCAGGUGAAGGCGCGCCUUUGCCAAUCGGUGGACGACUUUGCAGAGUACCUAAUGGACAGCUUCUUUUUGCCACUGAAGGCCGCUUCGAACAGGACUCCCCAGCCGUCCCCCAUCACCCAUUCCGCUGUUCAAAGGGCCCAAGGCGCCGCUUUGCACCAAUCUGGAGUCGGUACUCCAGACCGCGUCUCAACUCUCCGCGGCACCUGCCUUGUCCGCGAUCGCCACCGCUGUGUGAUCUCACGCAAAUUCGACACCGUUGAGGGCCGUAAGCGUCGUGAAGCCGGAGAUGCCAGGGAUGAUGACGGCCUUCCAAUCGGGCCGCAUGACAUCCGGCUUUUGGAAGUUGCCCAUAUCCUCCCGCAUUCGCUGGUUCAAGCUUCAAACUCCCAGUUGAGCACAGCCCAAAAAGCCGCAUUGGAUAUUUUAAAUAUGUUUGAUAUGGGAGUUGUGCACCUGAUCGACGGCGUCGAAAUCGACCGGCCCUACAACGCCAUCACUCUAUCACAUGAACACCAUUUCGAUUUUGGCUCCUUUCGAAUCUUUUUUGAACCUGUUUCCAACCAGCCACAUACGUAUCGCAUCGAUGCGUUCGACAGCUUCAACCGCGCAACUCUAGGUUUGCCAGUUACGCGAACCCUUUACCUUUCCGAAAACCGGACUAUCGACCCGCCCUCGCCUCGUCUACUUGCCAUUCAUUGCGCGAUUGGGCACAUCCUGCACCUUUCGGGGGCGGGUGAUUAUAUCGACCGGAUUUUUUACGAUGCUGAAGAAUACGGAGUGCGGUCGGACGGAUCGACGCAGCUCGGGGUCCUCCUUAGUGCGAAACUGAACUUGGUCGCACUCGUUGGCGCCCAGUCUUGACAGGAGAAAGGAUACCCGACGGAGGCUGCGAACGGGAGACGAAAAACGGCCAACGCGGUUAGCUAGGGCCAAUCUUUGGAGCUCCGUACGCCCUGGCCGGUGGCAAUCGUCUGUCCCCAGUACUGCGGCUACUCCAAAAACCGAUGGCCGAGACAGACACAUAUUAGAACUUGAAAAAGACAAGCCCACCCCCACCACUUCUGCCGUCCCCCUCAGCCUAGAACAAUCACCAACAUUCAACCUCGCCCCCAGCACACAAUUGCAUCCUCUAGAAGGCCGAUUUGCGGUAGAUGCCGAGAUAUUAUGGCGGCGGCGGUGUCGGCGGGUAGUGCCCCUCCACUCGUGCCCGCUGCCUCUCCCGGGAGACACAUGGGGAGGUUGCACCGAGAAUGGUGGGAUCACCAGGGGGCGGCUAGAAAACAGCCUUCCUCAAAGUUUGCGGGCCGGAAUCGAGACUUUGCUCCGCCGGCGCUUGUUGAUGCCGGCAGGAACACGCGGAUCGCGGAUCGGAGGAGAGACUUCCCGCUGGCGCUUGAGAAGGCCCGCCGAGCCAUCGACAGCAGGUGCCGCGCCGGGCUGGAGGGCCACGGUGGGUACUGCGCCCACGGCAAUCACCACCAGUAGGGUGCAGGCACAUUAGAUGAGUAGGGAUUGCAGAAGUUCUUUUCACGCAGUGGCUUGAUAAUAGAGUUAUCUCAUCCGAAGCCCUUUUUCAGACCAUUUGUUGAAUUAAACCGGCUUGAGAAGGUAUA
This is a messenger RNA of Gaeumannomyces tritici R3-111a-1, 1931 nucleotides long. RefSeq lists its product as hypothetical. The record is from RefSeq and is a predicted model, not a curated record. The transcript is spliced from 3 exons. Bases 61 to 1179 code for a protein of 372 amino acids. NCBI's taxonomy places the organism in Eukaryota, Fungi, Ascomycota, Sordariomycetes, Magnaporthales, Magnaporthaceae.